Molecule: messenger RNA, 270 nt
Organism: Colletotrichum truncatum
Lineage: Eukaryota; Fungi; Ascomycota; Sordariomycetes; Glomerellales; Glomerellaceae
Source: RefSeq, a predicted model, not a curated record
AUGCACCUCUCAAGCCUCCUCGUCACCGCCCUCAUCUACGUCUCGGGUGGUCUAGCAGAUUGUUACACCACCGGAAGAAAAAGUUCUUUCCAAAGCGUCGCAAACCACGCAUCGGCGCUCUGUAGAGAUUUCUUCUCGGGCGGCUACGCUCCGCGCGAGAGCAGACGCCGCUGUAUUCUCGACGACGAGGGCAAAAGAUGGGAUUUUGAAGUCAGGGUUAGUGCAACCAUCUUCCCCGCCUUACGUCUUUUCUUCCCAGUCUGGAAGUAA